Messenger RNA from Archocentrus centrarchus (flier cichlid), 4081 nucleotides. It is a transcript of the gene gata6, whose product is annotated as GATA binding protein 6. Gene Ontology annotation, molecular function: zinc ion binding; DNA-binding transcription factor activity, RNA polymerase II-specific; RNA polymerase II cis-regulatory region sequence-specific DNA binding. Gene Ontology annotation, biological process: cell fate commitment; epithelial cell differentiation; negative regulation of transcription by RNA polymerase II. The record is from RefSeq and is a predicted model, not a curated record. Gene Ontology annotation, cellular component: nucleus. NCBI's taxonomy places the organism in Eukaryota, Metazoa, Chordata, Actinopteri, Cichliformes, Cichlidae.
CCAGAGGCGCCUCCUCUCAUAAACCUCCCCUAACAGCAGUAAACUUUCCCAUUACUUCCAAGAGAAGCAGCGGCUCACUGUUAGGAAGUUUGCGUGCGACCUAUAUGGCACACUUGUAGCAGGGUAGCCCACUCCCUGGCCAUUUUUAUUUACCCCUACGGUGUAUGGAAAGUGCUCCUGGAUGGACCUGGGCGAAAACAGCUGGUCUAUGGUCAAGCGAGAAGUGUCCAGCAGCCCAGGGUCACCGGCUGAGCAGAACUACCUGCCCGGUGACAGCAGGAGGGAAGGUCCCACCUCGGAUGAGCUGAGGACACCUCCGAACGAGCUUGACGCACUGGGGCACCGUCGCUCCGACAGCAGAUCACUGCACUCCUACCUUCACUUCGGACACCAUAACAACACCCUGACCACUACCGAGGAUAUCCCGCUCUUUACGGAUUUAGACCAGGGGAGCAAACUCGUCCUCUCCACCGGACCACACAAGACAAGCUUGCUGGUAGAUCCGGCCGACAUGUACCAAACACUGGCCAUUGCGGCGGCCCAGAGCCAGACUGGAUAUGAUUCGACAUCUGGUGGUUAUAUGCACUCCAACCCCAACUCCCCUGUGUAUGUCCCUAGCUCGCGGGUUGGCCCCAUGAUACCCAGCCUGCCUUAUCUGCAGGCUAGUGGAUCUACUCAGCCCAGUCACGCCGUCUCCAGUCACUCGGUCUGGUCACAGUCCCACCCCAGAGAGCCCUUCAUACAGCACCGGAGCCCGCACGCCUCCAGUCGUUUCCACUACCCUCCAAGUCCCCCCAUCAAUAACGGGACGCCCAGGGACACGAGCUACAGUAAUACACUGAAUGUGAGCAGCAGAGACCAGUACGGCCUUUCUCGUCCCCUUAGUGGGACCUACCCGAGUCCAUAUUCCCCUUAUGUUGCACCCCAGCCCUCGCCUUGGCCCGGGGCACCUUUUGAUAACACGAUGCUCCACACCUUGCAAAGCAGGAGUGCGCCCUUGAUUCGAGGACCAAACGGAGAUAUUCUCGACGACCUGGGGGAGAGCAGGGAGUGCGUAAACUGCGGCUCGAUAUCCACGCCGCUGUGGAGGCGCGACGGCACGGGCCACUUUCUCUGCAACGCCUGCGGCCUCUAUAGCAAAAUGAAUGGUCUGAGCCGGCCAUUAAUUAAACCACCCAAACGCACGUCCACGUCCAGAAGAAUCGGCCUUUCCUGCGCCAACUGUCAAACUAGCACGACCACUCUGUGGCGCAGAAACGCGGAGGGAGAGCCGGUGUGCAACGCGUGCGGCCUCUACACCAAAUUACACGGAGUACCCCGACCUCUCGCCAUGAAGAAAGAGGGAAUCCAGACAAGAAAACGAAAACCGAAAACUUUGAAUAAAACAAAGGGAUCUUCUGGAAGUAACAACUCUGUCUCCAUGACUCCUACAUCCACCUCUUCAUCCAAUUCGGAAGACUGCUCGAAAACCAGCUCUCCCUCCGGAGUGUCAGGGGUGAGUUCAUCCGUGCUGUCUAGCUCAGGGGAGGGAGCAGGCUCGGGCUCAGCUGUGAAGUACCCGGGACAGGACGGCCUGUACAACAGCGUUGGCUUGACUCAAUCAUCAGAUGUGGCUUCAGUGAGAGGCGAACCCUGGUGCCCCAUGGCCUUAGCUUGAACAUCUUAACCUUCUGGGUGGACAGAAAUCCCCUGGCUCCUUCUGUCUGGAUUCUGUGUAUUGUGGAAGUAUUUGGAGGCAGUGUUGGUUUCCUUCCCUCUCAGCUAAUGCAAGAAGAGUUGGAUGGGUAGGGGGAAAGAAGUUUGAGAUGAACUUAAGUCAGACUAGAAGCUUGAAUCAAGCAUGGAGUAUCUGCGAUUGGGUUCCAGAUUGAUGUGAGGAUCUUUUUUGCCUUAAAAUACAACAACAAAGGGAAACACCAGGCCAGAUGAUCAAUUAGGUGGCCUGCUAUGGAUGGUUGCUGGACCUGCACUCAGUAUCUCUCCCAUCUGUGGCACACAGAACCAAAUCUGGGUUCCUCAAAGAAAGCCAUCUUGUACAUAAUGGAUUUCUCUUUGAAGCUGUUGAUUGGAUAUCAGUGCUUCAUACAGCGCUGUACUCUUUAAAGACUUUGAUUUUUUUUUUCUCCCAAAACUGGAAUCAUGCCAUAAGUGCCAAGACAACUUAUAUGAAUCAAAAGAAAAAAAUAUUUAUAAAUCUUCCAUAGUUGAAAGCAUGGCUAUGAUUGUCAAUAAAGAUAUCAAUGUAGAGUAGAAGUUAAACCAUUCUGAUGUCUUCUUUUCUAUUUUCUCUCUUGAUAAGUGGUAGUACAGUAGUGUUGAAUGUGCACGUUUUCCACUGAAAGCUCUUACUGUAUUUGACUGAAACUAGUUUGGUUUAAACAGGGUAUAAAUGACUAUAUCACAUUGUGUUGUGUUUAAAUCGUUUUAAAAAAAGAUGCAAAACAAUCAAGUUCUUGAGACAAUUUUUUAUUUUUUUACAUGAGAACACUGUUGGCUGGCGGGCGGCAUUAAGGUACUACUCUCGAAGCAGAGCUACAAAAUCUCGUGCAUGUAAAACAGCUGGAUGGCUUGUUUGAACAAGAAUGCCCAGAAUAGCUGUAGGCCCCGCUGACCUUUAUGUCCUUAGCCAUAAACUGCAAAUGAAGGCUCCUGGCCGCACUACCUGACUCACUAUAAACUGUAUACCUUUCAUAAUAAUAACAUGUGCCGUUGCAUCAUUUCUAAACAAAGUUAGACCAAAGUGAAGAGUGAGCUCACCUCUGAACAAAUCCAUGCUUUUUUUUUUUUUUGAUGAUUGUGAUGAAUCGCUGUAAUGAUUAAAAGGAGAAUUGUAACGCAACAUGUUCUUAAAAAGUGCAACCUCAUUGUGAUGAAAAAAAAAACUGCAGUUCACAGCCAAAUCAUAAAUUUUUAGAAGUAGUUUGAUUUUCAUAUUGUUGCAUGGCCUCAGCAAGUGGUGUGGGACCAUUUCAGGCCUAAGAAAAAACAAAACAAAAAAAAAACAGUUCCCAAGAGACUGAAACCUGAAGGCUGUCUGAUGAGUUACAUGUAAAUUUUAGCACAAAGAGUUUUUUCUUUGCUUUUGUUCACAACUUGCUUCAGCCAAAAAGCUCAUGUCAUCUACUCGACCGGACUUAUUUAUUUUUCUUAAAUAACAUGUUUUCUUGUUGUUUUACUAUUUUCUUUUCUUUUCUUCUCUCUCUUUUUUCUUUGAAUAUUAUGAGAAAUUAUUUUAUUUAAAUUCAGUCCAAUAAAUUGUUCUGGUGAUGCAAAUAAAUCUGCAGUUUGUUUUAAAAGAAGAACAUUGUUUUAAAGAAAACACAUCAGUGUCUUGAAAUUAUAGAAAGAACCACCGUCUGCAUGAUAGUACUGCAGCAUAUUUUUGUAUGAGUCAUUCCAUCUAUGCUUUAACUCCCCAUUUCUCCUUGGCUGAAUGGAUACCAAAGAGCUUUAUUUUCUCAGAUGUUUUCGUGACUGGGAGGAAAGUAGAAGACAUCAUGGCCAGCUAAUGCGAGACAAGAAUUUCGCCUAAAAGUUGCACCUCGGGAUGAAAAUGACGUUUCCAGCUUUGCUGGGUGGUUUGCUUCCAAGCUUGUGUUUCAUUAAAGCAAACCUUUAUUCUUUCUGGCGAUGUUUUCACUCGAGAGUUUUCCUUUUCUCGUGGCCCCUGUGGGCUUAAAGAACAAUCCACUUUCCUGUGUCCUCUUGAACCAGCAGCUCAAAGUACCUGUCACAAUGUUUACUGUACUUAAGAGAAUAUGGCCUGUGAGUAAUUCCACAUGAAAAGAUUUUAGAGAUGGUUAGGAUUUAUGCCUGAGCUUAGCGUUAUCUGUCUGCUCUUUGACAUAUUGAUUCAGCUAAGUUUAUUGAGUGUGGAGGAAUGUGCGGCACUGCAUAACAGACAAAUCCAGUUUGGAGGUGAACAGUUAUUGCACCUAUUUCUCUUAUUUGACUUUUGACAUUAGAUUGGAAUGAUACAUUUUUUGCAAUUUCCUUCAUAUUCAUCAUAAUGUUUGCUUUUUUUUUUUUCUUUUUCUUUUUAAAUUUUCCUGUGUUCAACCCUGUUGAAAAUGUGGUGAAU